AUGGAGGCUGGCCAGCCCCCCGUCGCAGCUCCCAUGGAAACAGCACGGACACCACUAAUUGCCAUGGCAACGCCACGGCCGCGGGUCGAAUCGGACAUCGGGGCGCCGAUCGGGACGGCUCCACCGGGUGCUGUAUUUAUGAGCUGGACCUUGAUAACGCCUCGCGAGUGGAGCCCGCCGAACAGCACAGCACAGUCGUGUCCUCCAGUCACUCCAGUCACUCCAGUCACUUCAGUCACUCCAGACCCUGUGUUCUCCGUACUCCGUACGCGUUUACGGUAUGGAGACACUGAGCUGGGCGUCUCCACCCUGAACAUGAUGCAUCCAGAUCCCCCGUCGCCUCCACUGGCCCGUGUCUUCCCCCAGCCAGCCCAACCGGCCCCCUCAAUUGUACUCCGUACAAUUGCACCCAAAGGGUCACAGACACCCAAUGGCACCCAUAGCACCCAAUGGCAAACGCCAGAACCUAGUUGCACCCAAUGGCGCCCGGCUGCCCGGAGACGGGCAUCCUGCAGGUGUCUAGACUGCUCCAAUGGGUGGCGAUACGCUGCAGUACUGGUAAAUACCGAGGCUGGGUCGGUCAAACAGGCGAGCUGGGCUGAGGAUCUGAGGAUGGCUGGUGGCUGGGAGCUGGUUGCAGGGUUGCUGGAGAGCUCCACUCGACUCCGCCGGUGGAUCACCGAGCACGCCUACACCCGGAGGGGAAAGAAGGGAGCACGGGCGCGCCGGCGGUUGGCGUGGUUGGCGCUGGUGCUGGGGCUGGUGGCAAUCGCCAAUUCCCAUGUGCUAGCAGGAUAG
Molecule: messenger RNA, 798 nt
Organism: Penicillium canariense
Lineage: Eukaryota; Fungi; Ascomycota; Eurotiomycetes; Eurotiales; Aspergillaceae
Exons: 3
Coding region: 1-798 (265 amino acids)
Source: RefSeq, a predicted model, not a curated record